GACGGUUCUGUUAACCGCUCGCAAGGACAAUAGCAAUCGUAAUUAUCAUUUUAAUGAGAAAAGGCAGGGCGGGAAAUUGGGAGUGGGGGGAGCGGUGGGUGCACGCUGGACGUGCCUGAAAAAGUUUUUAAUUUUUUUUUUAAUUAAUUUAUUUUUUUUUGCAACAAUUGAGUUGAGGCUUCCGUCAUGCUGCUCCGCUGUCACAAGCGUGCUUGGUAGCGAGCGGUUCUGGUCGCUGGUCGUGUUGGGAACGAGACUCGGCGAGGCGGUGAUAUGAGCAGCAUGCCGUACGAGGACCGUCUGAACCGCGUGUGUGGCUUCCUGGAUAUCGAAGAGAAAGAGAACAGCUGCCGUUUCCAGAGGCGCUACUUCAUCCUGGACACCAAGAGGAACGUUCUCCUGUGGUACAUGGACAACCCUCUGAACCUGCCCAGUGGAGCGAGCUUUGUCGGCAGCCUGAAACUAACCUACAUCUCCAAGGUGAACGAAGCGACAGGGAAGCAGAAGCCCAAGACAGAGUUCUGCUUUGUCAUCAACGCAGUGUCCCGAAGGUACUUCCUCCAAGCCAACGACGUGACUGACAUGCGGGACUGGGUCACUGCUCUCAACCAGGCCAGCAAGAUAACUGUUCCUAAGUCUGGUCCCGCGCCGCCGAGAUCUGACGUGGCCGCGGUUAUCAGCGACGUUUACGGAGGUGGCAAGCAGCAGGCGUACAAGACGGAGAUCCACGGGGGCGUGGUGGUGCACACCCCCAUCCAGAACGAGGGCAUCAAACCUGGCGUGCUCCGGUUCGGUUACUGUGUCAAACAAGGCGAUCUGAGAAAAAGCUGGAAGAGACGCUUUUUCACCCUGGACAACAACGCGGUCAGCUACUACAAAUCCGAGACGGACAAAGAGCCUCUGCGAGCCAUUCCACUCCGGGACAUUCAGAAAGUCCACGAAUGUCUGGUCAAGUCGGGUGAUCUCCUGCAGCGAGACAACCUAUUUGCGAUCAUCACCGGAUCCCGGACCUUCUACAUCCAGACAGACUCCCCGGAAGACAUGCACGGCUGGAUCAGGGACAUUGACGUGAAGAUUCAGGACUUCAGAGGCCCCCCCAAGGGACCUCCGUUCAAAAGAGCCGCUUCUGCCUAUCGAAGUCACAACGCCUCGGCAAGCGGCGGCCACCGAGCCGCGCAGCCGCGCCCGACUCUGGUCAAGUCGUGCUCCGUGGCGCCGGGCUGGCAGCCGUGGACGCCCAUCCCCGCGAACGAGCCCUCCAUCUUAGACGGCGAGGACGACAGCGCGUUCAGCGCCGUCCCCACGUCGGCCUCGCUCUCGUCCUCCCCCAACUCUUCGUCCACGUCCUCCUCCUCUAACUCCCUGUCGAUCCCGGCCCCCUGCCCCGGCGCGCCCAGUGGCAUCGGCCUGGGCCUCCUCGCGGCGUCCGGAGACGCGGCGUGCGGCCGUCGGCGGCACCGCUCGCAGCCGCAGUCCCGCACGGGCUCCGUGUUCCCCUUCCUGGAUGACGACAGCAUCCGCACCACUGACGUCUAAAAGGUUCCGUGCGGUUCCGGGAUGCUUCUCGUGACCUGCUUUGACGUGAACGCGACCGGUCAUUGAAGUGUUCCCCGCUGAUCAGGUGACCCUGCGUCAAUGUCAUGACUGAAGUUGCGCUGCACACGUUAUGGGGAACAAUAGUGUAGUUUAUAAAAGGGCUGGUAAAAAAACAAACAAACAAAAAAAAAAUAGGAUGAAGCAUUUUGUUGUCGAUGUUUUGUGCAGCUUCCUCUAAAAACUUGAAUUAUAACGUUGAGUUGUUCUUGCAGGGCUACAAACGACGAUGGCACAUGCUUUUAACCCUUUGCACUUGUCUUCGGUGAGACGCGUUCUCGGCACAAAAAUAACAUGCUACAAGUUCUCAGGCGUGGACUUUCUUGUUUCUUUUUAAUUGAUUAAGCGCUGGCGGCACGGUGCCUCAGCUGGUAAAGCGUCGGCCUCGCAUUUCUGACGACCCGCGUUCGAUCCUGUGUGGAGUUUGCAUGUUCUCGCCGUGCCUUCGUGGGUUUUCUCCGGGCACGCCGGUUUCCUCCCCCAUCCCAAAAACAUGCAACAUUAAUCGGACACUCUAAAUUGCCCAUAGGUGUGAUUGUGAGUCUGACUAUGUGCCCUGCGACUGGCCGGCGACCAGUUCAGGGUGUACCCCGCCUCCUGCUCGUUGACAGCUGGGAUAGGCUCCAGCACUCCGGCGACCCUUGUGAGGAUAAGCGGCACAGAAAAUGGAUGGAUGGAUGGAUUUAACAAGGUGGAAAACUAAAAAACUGCAUGUCCUC
This is a messenger RNA of Syngnathoides biaculeatus (alligator pipefish), 2312 nucleotides long. It is a transcript of the gene plekha2, whose product is annotated as pleckstrin homology domain containing A2. The transcript has 12 exons. Gene Ontology annotation, molecular function: PDZ domain binding. The record is from RefSeq and is a predicted model, not a curated record. Gene Ontology annotation, cellular component: cytoplasm; membrane. NCBI's taxonomy places the organism in Eukaryota, Metazoa, Chordata, Actinopteri, Syngnathiformes, Syngnathidae. Bases 274 to 1536 code for a protein of 420 amino acids.